Pocillopora damicornis (cauliflower coral) is the source of this 3759-nucleotide messenger RNA. RefSeq lists its product as uncharacterized. Gene Ontology annotation, cellular component: lysosome; plasma membrane. Gene Ontology annotation, molecular function: RNA transmembrane transporter activity; double-stranded RNA binding. Gene Ontology annotation, biological process: RNA transport. NCBI's taxonomy places the organism in Eukaryota, Metazoa, Cnidaria, Anthozoa, Scleractinia, Pocilloporidae. The record is from RefSeq and is a predicted model, not a curated record.
ACUGAGAAAAAGGCGAAGUCGAGUUUCUUUAGCGGAAAUUUCAGGAUGCUCCUUUCUGCAGUUCUUCUGUUUUCAGUUUUAAUUUUCAUCCCACAUUUCCCAUUUGGUGCUCACGCUAAGCUGCACGUAGACUGCACCUUCGAACGAAUAAAAUCAUGGACGACUGCCCAGAAUACUUCGGCUCCAUCACUGAGGUUUAGGGGACAGCUUCCUUCUUCAAAAAAGAGUCACACUUGCCUUGUGAAGACAAAUGAGACAAACCGACUGAUUUAUUUGAAAGCCAAAAGAGACGAGUGGUCCAAAGGUUCACUGCACGUCUCUGCCUAUGAAGAAGACGAGGGAUCCUUGCUAACUAGCCAUCUUGGUAUAUCAACGUCUGAAGCUGGAUGGAGAAGUUUGCCUUUCUGUCCAACCAAGGGUAAGGUUAGGGGAAGGCAUUUAUUGUUUUCAGGCACAGAUGGCGUUGGUUUCAUGGCGGAAAUGCAACAAGAAAGAGGCAUUGAAUUAGAUGUCCCAGUGCCGGUUAAACUGAGUGCAAAGGAUACUUAUCCAGCUGUUUAUCAGUUCAUUCCAGCAGAAGACAUUUCAAGCACACAACUUGACAUAACUGUCACUUCUGAGUCUGAUGACGUACCAGCUUACUUAAAAGUAUCACGUAACUGUAAGGAUGUCAAAGACAACAUUAACGUUGUGGACUAUAAAGGAGAGUCAAUCCGUCUGUCGUUCGCCAAAAGGGGACGGAUUACUUUGUCCAAGUUCUCCACUCCACCUUUGACCGCCUCCUCUUCCAGUUGGUUCAUUGGGAUUGCAAUUAAAAACGCCGCUGGCGAAACUUCCCCUAAAGCCACAAAGACAGUUGAAUUGACUUUGACGAGAUCAUUUGAUUACUCAUACGCUCAUCCAUUGUGGAUUUCGCAACUUGUAAUCAAUGUUUUAGGUGGUGUUGCUAUUUCUCUUUUGGCAUGGUUUAUUUUUAGAGUGAGAGAUUGCGAGAAGUGCAAGAAGUGCAUAAAGGGAAAAAGUAAUAGUACUCCGGAUAAUUUUAGUUUAAGUAUAACCCCCGGUGAAUUUUUCUCAGCUAUGCUGGCCGUUCUGUUUAUUCAUUCGUUUAGUCGGGGUCCCAAAACGUACUCUUACAUCACAAUUAUUGUCGGUUCGGUUUUAAUGGUGGGUUCAUUCCAGUUUGUCUUUGCAGACUGGUAUUUAAUGAUUCAAGAGGGCGACAGAGAUCACUGUUAUUAUAACGAUUUCUGUUAUCGAGUGCGCUAUGCUGAUAUUCCCUAUAAUUUAAUUGUUAGUAAUAUUAUUUACGUCUCGCAAGGCUUGAUAUUAGCUAUAAAUGUUCUUUGCAUGGAGUCAGAGGUACUUGCUCGAUGUACAAAACUUGCCAAGGAACAAGGAAAAAAGCUGAAACCAAAUGAGGAAGAAGAGCACGCAAAACCACAUUUUAAACGCGAAAAGAAAGAAAUGAAAAAGAAACUACUAGAAGAGGAAAAGGGGGAGCAGAAAUCAAGAGAUACAAAUGAAAUAAAGGUGCAAGAUGGAAGAGAGAAUAGAGAUAGAACGAGCGAGGAUCAGGAUCAUUCUACAAAAAUUGAAUCCCACGAAAGGUUACCUAAUCACGUGUUAAGAUGUCCCGAUAUUUCGCUUCAUUUCAGAAAAAUGCAUGUUCCCAGAGAUACCGAAUCUCCUGACGAAAUGUUUCCUGCAGCAAUUAAAAAGAAGUAUAACUUUUCUUUGGGCUACGCUCAAGCCUGGGCCUUGUUGUUUGUAGGGGCAUUUUCAGCACUUUAUCAUCUCUGUCCGAGUAGGUUGACUUUUCAGUUCGAUACAGCUUUUAUGUUCGUGAGUGCAGGUUUAAGUAUUGUUUGGUGCUAUAAUGGCAUUGAAAUGCAGGAAUGCUCAGCAAGUGUAAGCGCUAAAAAUCGUGUAGGAGCAGCAAAUAUGUUUCUUUACUUCGUAGUUCCUAUGUUAAUUUUCAAUUAUCUUGGAACAAUGUAUCAUUCAGAAGCAGGGCUCGCCAAAGUGUUCAGAAUCCCGGUCUUUAUACUUCUCGUUCUCUGGUUAGUAAUCUUGCUAUCGUGGGCUGGAUAUAAGUUGUUUCCUGAGAUAUGUAGUAUAGCCUGCUGGAACUCUCUUGUUCAGAGGCGCUGUUCCAGUGAAUGUUGUGAAAACUGUGAAAGGUUCUUCGAGAAGAUCUGGAAAAACAAAGUGUUGAUAAUAGUUAGCUUUUUUGGUCUCUUCCUCUUUCCGAUUUUGUUUGCGAGCCUCUGGAUUGCUAAAGUAUUAGAAUUUACCGACGCCUUUCUCUAUCUUUGUUUAAUAGAGAACGCUGUUGCAGCUUUCGGAACUUUCAUUCUCGGCAGUUUUUUUGGCAGCCAGUCAGACUCCAGUGGAUGUAACAAAUGGUGUAAAAUUUUAUUCCGCUUUUUGCAAAUUCCUUUUUUUGUGGCAGCCUUUGUCAUUUUGGAAACAAAUGAAACAAUAGAUAAGAGUAAGUCUCCUGAAAAAUCGCGUGAUUUAAACAGAGAAUGUAACUUUAUGGGUUUCUUUGACUGGCAUGAUAUAUGGCACAUUUUUUCCUCGUUUGGUUUCCUUAUUUCGGCACUAGCGAUGAUCCAUGAUAGUUAUGAACCUCCAAAAGAGAUUCAAGAUGGUGAUAGGCCUAAUUAUGGCUCAACUCAAACUUAUCAUGGGUUGGAGUCAUUGGUAAUGUAUGAUAGCAUUGAAGGCGCGCUCUGAUUGGCCACUGAAAUUCCAAAUAUUAUUUGCAAGUCGCCUCUGAGCAAGUCGUGCGGGAUCUACGCCCAAAAAUAUUAUAACUGCUACAGGAAUAAAUGAGUUAAAAUCACCUUUUUGUGCUAUAUUAUGUAACUGUUUUAGUAUAUACAAAAACAACUAUUUACUUCAGCAUUGCUGGCUGGCGGUGGAUAUUUACUUCGCCGCUUCGCAGCUCAGAAAAAAAAAUCCACCUUUAUGAUUCAUCAAAUAUUUUUGCUCGUGCGCGAUUGCCUUCACGCUUUGCGAGAAAGAAUAUUCCCCGGCUAAAACUGGGGGAUAUCCGAGGAUAUCACUCAAGUGAUAUUUCCCAAGUUUCAAACGUUUUACAUGUACUACGAUAAGCCUUCGUUCAAAAUUUAAUUCAAGAUGAGAGAGCGAUUUUAGGUUGUUAUAGAAGAAGGGAAAUAUUUUUUUUGUUCAUAAAGUCGUACCAGAGAACACUCAAAUGAGUGAGCGGCAAAUCCGCUGUAAUCAUAGAGUUAACACAACUGACGUGAUGUACUUUAAAAAUUGUAAAUUUUAUGCCGGUUUUUGUUGUAACCCUAUGCCUUAAGAACAAUUGCAGUCUAGAAGUUAUAGUUUUUCAUGCUGGUUUGCUUUUGUAUCAUUUGUAACAUAAUACUGAUAUUAUUAGAUGCAGGUAAAUAGUACUUCACAUGGCAGGAGAUCUAGCAAGCUCUAUUGAGCUUUUAGAAAGAUCUCCUCGAAAGUAUUUCUAUUUAGCUAAUCAAUCAAAUUAAAUGUUGGUAGCCUUCUUCAAUUGUGACAUGUUUGUAUUUUUCAUGAUUCCUUCGGUAGAAUAUCACCGCUGGAAUCCAUAAUCAAAUGCAAAGGUUUUGCAAAUGUUAUUACUUGUAGAAUAAAAAAUUUAGAAAGGGGGUAAGUUUCUAACGAAACUGUGUUGCUGCAUCGGUGGGAGAGUAUAACAGGUAAUUUAGUGUUAACAACUGAGUUGAAAACGUAAACUGGCCACCGUAA